Octopus sinensis (East Asian common octopus) is the source of this 675-nucleotide messenger RNA. RefSeq lists its product as uncharacterized. NCBI's taxonomy places the organism in Eukaryota, Metazoa, Mollusca, Cephalopoda, Octopoda, Octopodidae. Gene Ontology annotation, molecular function: DNA helicase activity. Gene Ontology annotation, biological process: DNA repair; telomere maintenance. The transcript has a single exon. The coding region runs from base 1 to 675 and encodes 224 amino acids. The record is from RefSeq and is a predicted model, not a curated record.
AUGUCACCUACAACACAGCACUCCUCGAUUUGCAAUCGCAACUGUAAGUUAUGGGAGGAGUUGGCGUCCUCAGAUUUCAGUCUGCCGUCUCCGCGGGACAUUCCAAAUGCUUUAGCUGCUGAGUAUAUGCGAGAGUUGAGCUACAACACGCGGGAAAUGGUGGCGCAGGUUACUCAGGAUGAGCCUAGACUUUUGGAAGUACAGAGAAUUGAAUACGAUAUGUUCCUCACCAGUGGUAAUUCCAACGAAGGACAACUUUAUUUCUUGGAUGCUCCCGGCAGAACCGCCAAAAUUCUCCAGGAAAAUGGGAUUGCCAUAGCGGUUGCAUCCAACAGCAUCGCAGAAACUCUACUGCAAGGCGGUCGUACGGCACACUCUGCAUUCAAAUUACCACUAGACUUGACGAAACAGAGAAAUCCAACUUGCAAUGUUAGUCGUGGCUCAGCCAUGGGGAAUCUUCUCACUGAGUGCAGCCUUAUCAUUUGGGAUGAGGCAGCCAUUUGUCAUAAGGCAGCAUUCGAGGCGCUCGAGCGGUUUCUUCAAGACCUGAGACGCAAUAUGAGAGUGAUGGGUGGAGUGAUUGUUCUGCUUGCUGGCAACUUCCGACAAACUCUACCUGUCAUUCCACGGGGGACACGAGCUGACGAGGUAAAUGCUUCCAAAAAAUCAUCCUAG